Molecule: messenger RNA, 528 nt
Organism: Trichomonas vaginalis G3
Lineage: Eukaryota; Parabasalia; Trichomonadida; Trichomonadidae
Product: protein of unknown function, DUF4107 family
Exons: 1
Coding region: 1-528 (175 amino acids)
Source: RefSeq, a predicted model, not a curated record
AUGGUAGCUUGGGCAGCUUUAGGCGCAAUGGGAACAAAAGCAUUAGCAUUUGGAGCAAAAGCACUUGGAGCUUAUGACGCAGUAAAUAAAAUGAGUGGAGGAAGGGUUUCAAAGACAUUAGAUGCAAAUAAAGGAAAGAUUGGAGGCUGGGUUGCAAAGAAGUUAAGAUUAAAUAAAAUGGGGCUCAUAAAUAAAGCAUCCAAUUUGGUUGCGACUGAGUCAGAAAAUGCUUUAGGAAAGGACGAUGAGUUUGCAAAACACGCAAAAGACUUUAAUGACCAGAUGAAAGGUGAAACAAUGCAUUUAAAUAGAGUCGAUGGAACUAAAGAAAAUGUUUCUUCUCCACUAGUAGUUCUUCCAUACGGACCUUAUGGAAUGUAUGGAAACCCUUAUGAACGACCAUUUGACCCAUUGACUGGUGGAAGUAACUGGUAUCAUUACGGACGAAGAAGAAAGACAGUCAAGUUGGAGACAGACGUGAAGAAAGCAACUAAAAAGAAACCAAGGAAGAGAGUUAUAAAGCAAUGA